AUGUCGCGUCGAUUACUUACAUCAUUAUUAAAAUACAAUUAUGGAUUUUCAUCAGCAGAUCGUUUCUACUCUGCUGUUGCUCAACCAGAUGUUAUCUCAAAGUCGUCUGCAUCACUCUAUCAACGAUCAUCCAGUUAUCAAAAACAGAUAACUGAAAAUAAAAUAUUGACAUCCCAUAUGAAAAAUAUGAACAAAAAUGGUGAAGGAUCGAAAGCUUUGGCAUUAUUUGAUCAAAAAAUUCAACGUGGCAUCAUACCAGAUCAAUUUACUCUAACAACAGUGCUCAACGUCUGUGCUGAUAUGAAAAAACUUAUAAAAGGUAAACAAAUACAUGAAGAAUUAAUUCGGACAAAUCCUUUAGUAGCGUCCGAUAAUCGUUUACGAACUUCUCUGAUGCAUAUGUAUGGUCAAUGUGGCGAUAUUCAAUCAGCUGAAAAAAUAUUUUAUGAAAUAGAAAGACCAACAGAAUAUGAUUAUUCAAUAUUAAUGAAAUCAUAUGAUUUGAGCCAUAUGUACAAGAAAAUAUUAGACUUAUACGAUGAAAUGAAAGCUAUUUCUUCUUCGGAUGAAAUUUGUCCCGGUGCACAAAUUUAUGCUUAUAUAAUUAAAGCGUGUAAAAAUUUGAAUGCUGAAGAACGUGGUCGACUACUUCAUCAAGAAAUACUUUAUUAUAAAUUAAAUACUGAUCAUUAUUUAGCUACACUACUUAUUGAUAUGUAUUCAAAAUUUCAUGAUUUAAAAGCAUGUGAAGUAGUAUUUCAAGCCAUUAAUCCAAAACUUCAUAAUUUAUAUAUGUAUUCAACAAUGAUGAAAGCUUAUACACAUAAUGAUAUGCCAGAAAAAACAUUGGAAAUGUAUAAACAGAUUAAAAGAGAUAAUUUAUUUCAAUUAGAUGAAGUUGGAUAUUUAUGUGUAUUAAAUGCCUAUGCAAAAAUUGGUAUGUUAAAAUUGGCUAAUCAAAUUUAUUGUGAAUUACCUGAAUCAGUUUUACGAACACCAUACAUUCAAAAUACACUCAUUGAUCUUUUUGGAAAAUGUGGUGAUUUUAGAAGAGCCAGACAAAUAUUUGAUAAUCUAAAUAAACGACAGAGUGGAAAAGUGUAUAAUACAAUGAUCAAUGUAUAUGGUAUAAAUGGACGUGGACAAGAUGCAUUAAAAAUAUUUCAACAAAUGAAAUUAAAUGAUAUUAAACUAGAUUUUUAUACAUAUGUAUUGAUAUUAAGAGCAUGUCAAUUUUCAAAAUUAAUACAAGAAGCAAAACAAAUAUUUCAAUCAAUGAAUAAACAGUAUCGAAGUACAGAAAUAUACGUAAUUAUGAUUGAUAUAUAUUCUCAGUGUGGAGAAUAUGAUAAAUGUGAAUUAUUAAUUCAAGAAUUUGAACAAGUAUUUAAUCAUCCAUUAUCAAAAUUAUGGUAUAUUCUAUUUGCAUCUAUCAACAGUAACUCAUCAUUAAACGAAGAACAACGUAAAAAUAAAUUACAAGAUAUUUUAGAUAGAAAUCCUCGUUUAAAUGUUGAAAAUCCUGAUAGAAUUACAUAUCGAGAUGUUAAAAUUCAAUUAUGGGAACAUGAAAAUUUUGUUCGACGACUUGGAGAUUCUUUGACAUUAGUUAAUAAUACUUUACAUACAUUUGUUGAUAAUGAUGAACGUUAUCCAGAAAUUUAUAAUGAAUUAACAAAAUUAGAACCUGAAAUCGAUCGAACACAACAGUGCACACAUAGUCUUAAAUUAGCAUUAGUCUACAAUCUAUUAGAAACUUCUCAAUCAUCUGAUCUAAUUCAAAUUACGUGUUAUCAGAGCGAUUGUUCACAAUGUCAUGAAUUCACAAAACGAAUGUCAAAAUUGAAAAAACGAAAUAUUAUUAUUCGAGAUAUAAUAGCAAGCACUCAUCAUUUCAAAGAUGGCACAUGUUCAUGUGAAACGAAAUUUUAG
Messenger RNA from Didymodactylos carnosus, 1932 nucleotides. Lineage: Eukaryota; Metazoa; Rotifera; Eurotatoria; Philodinida; Philodinidae. The record is from the annotation of a GenBank genome assembly.